This is a messenger RNA of Caenorhabditis briggsae, 687 nucleotides long. RefSeq names its product Protein CBR-PRMT-6 (gene Cbr-prmt-6). The transcript has 3 exons. The coding region runs from base 1 to 687 and encodes 228 amino acids. The record is from RefSeq and is a predicted model, not a curated record. NCBI's taxonomy places the organism in Eukaryota, Metazoa, Nematoda, Chromadorea, Rhabditida, Rhabditidae.
AUGCCCGAUUUUCCAUCUGAAGCCUACACGGAAGCCCAACAAAAAUGGCUUGGACGGGAUCACCUUAUCACUCCAACAAUUAAAAAAGCAAUUGGAAAUGUUUUGGAAGGAAAGAAGGUUCUAGAUGUCGGGUGUGGAAAUGGUCACUACUCAUUCGACUUCCUUCAAUGGGGUGCUGAUGAAGUUGUUGGAAUCGAUAAUUCCCCAGAAAUGAUUCAAAUUUGUCAGGAUUCCCAAAAGAAGCUUCCAGAAUCAUCCAAAAUCGAUUUUCACGAAUCCAACAUCACCGAUUUCAGUCUUCAGAAGCAUUUCGACGUCGCCACUGCCUUCUUCGUUCUCCAAUUCCUACAUUCAAAAUCCGACGUGGCGAAGGCGAUUCAGAAUAUUUCGAAUCAUCUGAAAAGUGGAGGAAUUCUAUUCGGAUUGAUUCCAAAUGGCAUAGAAGGCGUCAACCCUCCAGAAGACAUGGGAUGGAAAUUGGGGGCUCAGAUUCAAAAGACACCGGGGAGCCAUUUUUUCGAUGGAGAAAUUAGGUCUGCGGAAGCUCCAAAAUUGCUCUCCACUCUCGUGAAUUCUAUGAAAAGUGCUUCAAAGAUUCAGGAUUCUCCAAAAUCGAAUGGAUCGCUCCACAUUUCACAGAUCAUGCCAAAAAUCUACUGGGGGAAGAAUUCUGCGAUCAAUUUUUGA